GUUGUGAUAGCAGAUCUGUCACAAGACAUGCUGUUUGUAGCCAGUUUAAUAGGCCUUUGAGUAUAGUUCACUUAGUAAAUUACAAAUUGAAGCUUUCCAAAAACGAAGCCAGUGUAACAAGAUAUUUCACAAGGAGCAUAAGGAUUCGAACAUGUCGACACCGAAUUUUCUUUUGAGCAAUGGUAAAAAUAUGCCCAUGUUGGGUCUCGGAACUUGGCGGAGCCCGCCGGAAGUGGUGACCCAAGCAGUAAAGGAUGCCAUUGACAUAGGCUAUCGCCAUUUUGACUGCGCCCAUAUCUAUGGCAAUGAGGCGCAAGUGGGAGCUGCCCUCCGGGAGAAAAUGGACGAGGGAGUAGUCACACGAGAUGAACUCUUCAUCACGAGCAAACUGUGGAACACACACCACAAGCCGGAUUUGGUGCGCCCCGCAUGUGAGACGAGCAUAAGGAACUUGGGAGUCAACUACCUCAACCUCUACCUGAUGCACUGGCCCAUGGCGUACAAGUCGGGCAAUGAUAACCUCUAUCCCACGUGUCCGGACACCAAUAAAGCCGCAUUCGAGGACAUCGACUAUGUGGACACGUGGCGUGCAAUGGAGAAUCUGGUGGAUGAGGGGCUGGUCCAGGCCAUCGGGGUGUCUAACUUCAAUGAGCAGCAGAUGAAUAGACUUCUGAGUGUGGCCAAGCUAAAGCCGGUCGUUCUACAAAUCGAGUGCCACCCGUACCUUAGUCAGAAGCCAUUGAUUACGCUGUGCUAUGACAAUGCCAUUGCUGUGACCGCCUACAGCUGCCUGGGAUCGGGACAUACGCCCUACGAGAAGCCCGGCGCUUAUCCACUGCUCCAGCACCCGACCAUCUUGGCUAUAGCUGAGAAAUACGAAAGGACUGCGGCACAGGUGCUCCUACGCUACCAGACACAAUCGGGUAUAAUCGUCAUCCCAAGAUCUGUAAGCAAACAGCACAUGUUGGACAACUUUAAGCGAAUCUGGGACUUUGAGUUGGCCAUCGAUGACAUACAGGCCAUUAACGAUUUGGACUGCAAUGGGCGUUUCAUGACCAUGAAGGCGGCCUAUGGACAUCCUCAUCAUCCCUUUGAACCCGUACAGGCAAAGUAGAUAAUUAAUAUUAGAAGUACAAGUAGUUAAUAAAACUGAUUAACUUCAAUGUGAUAAGUACGAUUAUAUGCGGUAAUCUCCAGAGUUACACUGAUGAUAUACAGGUACUUCCUUUAUACUGAGGAGUCUAGACUAAUAAUUGUUAUACAAUAUAAUAAUAUAAUAUAAUUAAACUGUU
This is a messenger RNA of Drosophila simulans, 1292 nucleotides long. Its product is annotated as 1,5-anhydro-D-fructose reductase. Bases 152 to 1114 code for a protein of 320 amino acids. Gene Ontology annotation, cellular component: cytosol. Gene Ontology annotation, molecular function: aldose reductase (NADPH) activity. The record is from RefSeq and is a predicted model, not a curated record. NCBI's taxonomy places the organism in Eukaryota, Metazoa, Arthropoda, Insecta, Diptera, Drosophilidae. The transcript has 4 exons.